AUGGAGGGGACUGUAGUGAGGACCGUAGAGGGGACAUGUAAGGGGUCUCUGGGCUCCAUACUGUGUGCUGAGUAUCAGCUGAGACUCUGGAGGGUUUGCAAUCUCCUGAUGUCCCUGUUUUUCGCCCUGGCGGCUUAUGUGCAGAUCAAUGACCCGGAUGCCGGCAUGUGGAUUGUGAUCUAUCUGGUCCCAGCCACCCUCAUCCUUCUGCUCAGCAUAAAGCCAGACAUAACAGGUCAUGUGAUCUGGAAGACGUUGUCAGACCUCCAUUCUGCAGUGUGUCUGGUUGGAGCUUCCUGUCUGUUCAUUUCUCUACUUGUAUACGGCAAGAAAAACAUUCUGCACGAGGAGGAAGGCAGGGAACUCUCUGGGUUGACGAUUAUCGUAUUGUGGCUUCUCCUCUGCCGGAAUUCUGGGAGGGGGUCCAUGGGUGGCCUGAGGCUGCUUAUCGCCGUCUCCAUUGCUGUUUUCCCUUUCGUAACGUGGCUGUAUAUCUACAUCAACAAGGAGAUGAGAACGUCAUGGCCGCAACACUGCAAAACCGUCAUCUGAGGACCAGAGAACCCCAUAGGAUUAAUGGAUGAUCUACUAUGAAGUCUUUAUAUUCCGGCUCUGUAAGUGGUCGGGAA
Molecule: messenger RNA, 629 nt
Organism: Nanorana parkeri
Lineage: Eukaryota; Metazoa; Chordata; Amphibia; Anura; Dicroglossidae
Gene: TMEM220
Product: transmembrane protein 220
Exons: 7
Coding region: 1-552 (183 amino acids)
Source: RefSeq, a predicted model, not a curated record